Molecule: messenger RNA, 1914 nt
Organism: Vespa velutina
Lineage: Eukaryota; Metazoa; Arthropoda; Insecta; Hymenoptera; Vespidae
Gene: Ctr1A
Product: high affinity copper uptake protein 1
Exons: 5
Coding region: 329-1036 (235 amino acids)
Biological process (GO): copper ion transmembrane transport
Cellular component (GO): membrane
Molecular function (GO): copper ion transmembrane transporter activity
Source: RefSeq, a predicted model, not a curated record
GAUUCGUUUUUCCUUCAGAUUCAGAGCGAUGGCGGCGAGCAAUAGUGUGGCGUACAGUUUGUUAGGGGAUCUGCGAGUGUCCGUGCUAGAGCGUUAACUCGCUCUUAACCACAAAUUCGCAGAUCCGACUUGGACACGAAGGCGAACAGUCGAACACGAGGGAACUGCAAUUUUACGUUUUGUUAUAAAACUCAUUGCUAUCUAAGAGGGACGAACGAAAUAUAACCUAAAAUCUAUUUCUUGAGAUUUUUUUAAAAGGGGGAACGAAAGAGAAAGAAAAACGAACGAACAUAAAAAAUACGAUCAUUCGACGGUAAUAAAGUUAAAGAUGAAUUUCUCUCAUGCAGCUCAUAUGUCUCAUGAAAAUAUGGAUCAUGGGAGUAUGAACCAUGCUGGCAUGGAUCAUGUAAAUAUGGACCAUGCAAAUAUGAACCAUGCAAAUAUGGACCAUGCAAAUAUGAAUCAUGCUGGUAUGGAUCAUGCUGGUAUGGAUCAUAUGGCUAGGGGUAAUGUGCAGAGCUCAGCAGCUGCUACGAGUGGUUGCAGUAAUAUGGGAAUGCAUGGUAUGUCGAUGGCUUUUCAUGGCGGCUACUGCGAGACUGUACUAUUUGAAUCUUGGAAAAUAACGUCGAUCGGUGGUCUCGUUGGUUCCAUGAUUGGUAUAAUAAUUAUGGCUACUCUUUAUGAGGGUUUGAAGUAUUACCGGGAAUAUCUUUUCUGGAAAACGUAUAGUUCCUUACAAUAUAGAAGCGUUACGAUGCCUCAAGAGAAAAAUGUUGUUGCUGAAGAUAAUAGAGUUGUCCAUAUGGUCGGUGAGGUAAUCCAUAAACGGCCGCCCACAAUGCUGUCAUGGAUGCAUUGUUUCCAAACGUUCCUGCAUAUCAUACAAGUCAUCCUUUCUUACUUUUUAAUGCUGAUCUUCAUGACAUUCAACACCUGGCUCUGUUUCGCAGUAGUAUUGGGUGCUACCCUUGGUUACUUCCUUUUUGGAUGGAAGAAAUCUGUAAUUGUGGAUGUUACAGAACAUUGUCAUUAAUAAUUGAUAUAGUGGCAUAAUCCAGUUUUUCUAAUGCUCCAUUGUAUAUAUUAUUAUGUUGUAUGAUGAUUCUUUUUGCAAAUAAGGAAAUAUCCAAAAUCAAAUACAACAUGAGAUAGAAGUGUAUGAGAUGUACAUGGAAACAACUUAGUACAUUUUGUGGUUCUAUGCAAGAAGUCUUUCAUGAGUAUUGAAAGUAAAUUGUUGAUUUUCAACUAAAAGAUUUUUACAGCUAUAAAUAUUAUAUAUAUAUAGAAUCACAAAUAAACUAUGAUUGUACAAUUAUCUUACUUAAUUGUAUCCUAUUGAAUACAGAUAUGCACAUUUGCUGUUAUGCUGAAACCGAAUGGGACUUAUUUUUAAAAAUAGAAUUAGAAAUGUAUUGCAAUGUGAUUAAUUAUGAUAAUUUUGCAAAAAGAAAACAGGGAGCUAGAAUCUUAAUAUUUCUAUGUAAGAUACAUAAAUACAUUUACAUAUAUAUAUAUAUAUAUAAUAUAUAUAAUUAUAUGAUAAUAUAUAAAAUAUAAUAUUAUAUAUAUAUUUAUAUUAUUGUAAAUAUUAAAAACAUUUAAAUAAGAAACGCGUGUAUCGUGUGAGAUGCAUAUCUUUUUUUCAAUCACAUUCCUCAUUUUAUUAUUACUUUAAUAAUUAUAAUUUGCUAAAGAGAGACUUGUAAAGACUAUUUGUUACAUUAAUAUUUGAAAAAGAAUAUAAGUAUGUAUUGAAGAUACAUGUAUAAAAUAACUUAUAUUGCAGUUUUGUGAAUUGAGCUAUUACUUUAAAUUAAUUAAUUAAAUAAUUAAGAUGAUUUGUAAAGCAUACGAAGGAAAUUUCGUAAAAAAUAUUACAAUAAAAGACAUCUAUACUUCAUAUAUUUU